Molecule: messenger RNA, 2463 nt
Organism: Amoebophrya sp. A25
Lineage: Eukaryota; Dinophyceae; Syndiniales; Amoebophryaceae
Source: the annotation of a GenBank genome assembly
CAUGAUUGGACCAACGGAAAGAGUACUGUUGGUAGCCCCGGCUAAGUCGCAGACCCUAAGGCCCUCCUUCGCGGAAAGGCAUCCUGCGAAACGAGAAACCGCAGUCGACACCGAGCUCACUUCGAUGUAGAUGCAGGACGCGAGUAUGCGAGCAUGAUCUGCGUCCAGCCGCUGCAUUAGCUAUAAUCAAAAGUUUCUCUCCGUAGUUUUGUACUGGAAGAUGGGCUCCCAGGUUUUUAUUCGUUUGGUACUCAGGACAGCAAUAUGAAUGAAUGGAUGUUGAUGUUAUGGAUAUGACUUCACUGCUCCAGCAUCCUGACUACACAAGAAGGGCACGAAUCUACUGGCGACGAGCUACAGCUUGGUCUCAGCAUGCGCUGUAUGCCGUACUAUAACGCGCGUUGCUGUUCCUUGUUGUCGACAUCCUCUCCGGUCUUGGGGCAUAAUUAAGACGUCAAGAAACUGGAUUCAAAACAGCCUGACCGGAAGAUUAGGCAACCAGAUUUCGGGUCGUGUAAUAAACAGGCGUGAAGAGAAGCAGGAAAGAGUAAAGUGUUUUCCCAUUCAUUGAGAGUAGUUGAGACUACUAGGUACUUAGUCACAUCAUUUACAACUUCCUCCAAUUUUUUGCUCGGUGAUACGGUGGCGUUGCGAGGGGUGGGUGGCUUUGUUGCUCCACAGUCUCAAGCUUUGGCUCGGACAACCACACAAACUCUUAGGGGAUGCCAGGCGGUGCGCGAAGGCUCUUGCGACGCAGUGCUGGACGGUGCGCUACGUGUCCUCUCGUUGGAACCGCAGGUGAGCCGCACUCAUGCGGUUGCAUUCGGUAACUCAGGUUUCCGCAUAAAGCGAUCCUCAUCGGUGUCUGGUAGAUUGCUUGAAAUUGACAAGACACGCAGCGCGAUCUAGUGACAUCUGCAAGUAAUACUGAGCACGAUAUCUCAGAGAUUUGCGACUAUCGACACGUUCUUCGGUGGUGAGAGAGGAUAAUAACGGCUGCUCGCACACGCGCUUUCUGUCAGCAAUCGGACGCAACUUUUGGUCGUAUCAAGAUCCGAUUGCUGGAAUGGCAUGGGACAUUUGACCCUACUCCAAUAACCACAUCAUAAGUAAGUCUUAAUCUUUUGUAGCACACGCACCUGCCGUCCUUUUCCCGUGCACUUCCCGACCGAAACCAAUGUCGUUUGUGCCAGGUAGAUGAAGAUCGACGCCCUGGUCUCCAUGUCUGGUGUUUCCCGACGCUUACAAGGCCAUGAUCUCCAACGACAUCGGUCUAGAGGAGCUGGAGAGUGCGUAUGAAUAGGAGGUGAUGGGCACGAUGCGUCGUCGUAUCAACGGAAGUCGUAUGAUAGCAACCAGAAUCUUCAGUGUCGUGGCAGUGAUGUCACAGACGGGAGAAGCGACUUGAGCUGUCGGCCCAAUCGAGUAGAUUUGCGUAGCCGACCCUUAGCCAGCGUACCAUAGACACGAUUUCAACUGCUGGUCCGCGCUAAAGCUGAUCGCAGCAAAGAUUUCGAUAAAGUUAUGACACCUCAUACUACUUCGGCAACAAGUCAGCAUGAUCAAUAUUUGUUUGUAUCUUGAUCCAAGGACAUGAUGCGGGAACCACCCUAAAUCUAAAUCUAAAUCUAGGUCAUGAUUUCUCAGACAAGACGGAGUUUUUCUGAGUGUCUUGACCUUCCAAAUAUCGACGUCAGGAUUAAGAAGCCGUACGUUUCGUGCGAACCGCCGGCAAGUGGGAUGCCGAUAUCUCGGUCAGUCUCAGCAACAUCUGGAUCCACUUGGAGCAGCUUGAUAGCAGCGGUGGUGUUGCUUCGCCGGCUCGUGUGGCAGAGCGAGUCGACGAAUCAUAGCAGAACACGGAACUGAAACGUUCUUCUUCGUGUCGCGAUUCUGGGCAUCGGAAGUCGAGCGAUCCUGAGUCCGCAAUUCGGCCGUGACCGUGCGUCAUUGGUCGGAAAUAGCUGAGGUUACGACACUCGAGAUCGGAUUGUGCCAACUGCGGUAGAUCUUACCAAGCGGUCGACCGAAAUGGAGGCUCGAUUAUUGCCGCGAGGUGGAGGGAGUGAGUCCACGGCAAGAAGCAGCGACCAUCGUCUACUUUAGGACGAGGAUGUCGAACUAUACUUGCUAAAAACAUGCAGGAAUCUUGCACCUGUUGACAAUCAACCACGGCUGGGGCCUUUUGUGCAUGACUGUGCUUGUGGAAUUAUUCGAUACUACUCUGAACCUGAGUUUUGUGUUUUAGUAGGUCACGGUCUAAGAUAUGAAGCACGAAGAUGAAGUUGCAAAACGGAAACCAAGUGAGACGUCCAAACGAAGUGAAAAGGUGUGGGUAUGCCGCCUUCUUAGAUAUCAAGAAGAAUGCGAUUAUUCGGUCACUGAACUUUUUUUUGCACGGCUUUAUACGAUGCGCGGACUCCAGAAGUCAUUGUGAGGAAGCUGCCAGCGCUGCUGCGGUCG